AUGUCACAGCAAGAAGCAAUGGAUGGUGCCCUGUCAGUAGACAGCGGUAUCCCCACAUCAGAUCCCUCUUCCUCCGCCUCUCCGACGAAACGUCCACCUUCCGACACUCCCUACUCACCUCGUCCUCGUCUCUUUGAUGGCCUGCCACUACCUGACGGCCCGCAAGCGAGCGACGUACUCACCGAUGCGGACUAUCGAAAGAUGCGGACUCAGGCCUUUAGCGCGAGGAGUAUAUUGCCGCCCUUGUUCGGCUCGGCCGCUAUAGGCCUGAUCUCGCCGAAGCUGUUCAAGACCAAAGCAGCCAACGUCGGUAUAGUCCGAACCGGCAUGUUCACCCUCAGCAUGGCCCUCUCGCUCUCCUACACCACCUUUCAACACCUCUCCUCUACCAUCCACGCCGCCCGACUGAAGGCACAACACCAAGCCCUCCCACGUACAGAUGACGGCCAGGUCAUCCUCCCCGACGGAUCCACGCGGGGCGAUUUGGAUCGGUACGCCCCGCCGCCUGAACUGGUGGGGCAUCAGACAUUGGGGGCAAAGACGGAUGAGAGGGAGAGGGGUGUUACGGCCGAGUUGGCGAGUCUGGGGAGAAAGAAGGAUCGGACGAGGUGGGCGAAGGGGAGGGGGUUGAGUGGGGAGGUAGAGGAGGAAGAGGAGAUGCGGGACACGUUCUUUAGGCCUGGGACGCCAAGACGGGAAGUAUAG
This is a messenger RNA of Dioszegia hungarica, 705 nucleotides long. RefSeq lists its product as uncharacterized. The transcript has 4 exons. The record is from RefSeq and is a predicted model, not a curated record. Bases 1 to 705 code for a protein of 234 amino acids. Lineage: Eukaryota; Fungi; Basidiomycota; Tremellomycetes; Tremellales; Bulleribasidiaceae.